Molecule: messenger RNA, 4896 nt
Organism: Branchiostoma belcheri (Belcher's lancelet)
Lineage: Eukaryota; Metazoa; Chordata; Leptocardii; Amphioxiformes; Branchiostomatidae
Biological process (GO): mRNA splicing, via spliceosome
Cellular component (GO): U4/U6 x U5 tri-snRNP complex
Molecular function (GO): U6 snRNA binding; protein binding; U4 snRNA binding
Source: RefSeq, a predicted model, not a curated record
AAGUCGCUAGAGGUCGUUAUUGUGUGGUCCAGAAUCCUGCAGUAAUGCACUCAAAAAGCCAGAGGUCGCUGUGGUAUUUGCUUGCAUUCUGGGAUAUGUGUCCUGGCAACUUCAAACAAUAUGGCGUGCAAUAACCGGAACACUGAGCAGGAAUGGGUUUGAUCAGGUGCCGUUCGGCUUUCUUAGCCAAAUUUUGAAGGCUUUGAACAAGAAGUUUUGCAGAGUAGUAUAGCCACGAUGCCUUCAUUCUUACCAAGAAUCACCAGUCACAAAGGCAGUGGCGAGGAAGUCACGGGAAGGCCCAAGACCAAACGGCUACGCUUCGGGGAUCACCAUGGCAACAACAGGGUGGCCCUCCCCAGCGUGGGGUCGACGCCCGCAAACGGACACCAGCUGACCUACUUCAACAGCAGGCAGGUGAUCCAGAAGAUCACGGACUGGUACGAGACCUGGCAGCCAUGGCAACGCAAGCUGCUGCUCUGUGGCAUCACCGCAAGGUGCUCCACCAAUCAGCUGGAGCUGCUGGCCACCGCCAUGGAACCCGUGUUCCACCGCGACUUCAUGACGACCCUCCGGGGACGCUAUACCAGCCUGUCUUACGGCAAGCGCAGGAGGGAGGGGAGUCAGUACGUCAGGAAAAGGACCGGAGCAUCAGGUGUUGCCUUAAACGAUGCCGUUCCUGGGAGUCCAGUAAAGGACAAUUUUAACACGACAGUUGAUCUUACCUACGGCAAUCUGAACGGAACAGAUGGACCAUCUGUUAAGGAAACCACCCAAGUGAGCAAAGUAGGAAAGGUCACAGUAGACAUCAGCAAGGAUAUAACCCCAGUGGAGGUUCCCACCAUGAGCAAGCACACCCAUGACAAGCCUGGGGAAGACCACGCGGACGCUGAGAAGCCCUCCAUCUCAGCCGAGGACGCCAGCAUCAUAAGGAAGCUGUCCAAGCAAAUGCAGGCCCACGAGAUCAACGAGGCCAGGACGGACACCCCGGGCAGUAAGAUAUCCAGCCACAGGUCGGGCACACUGUCUCCCAUAGGGGAGAGUUCUCCUGAAAACGAGGAGGAGGAGGAACAAGCGUUAGCAGCAGAGGAAUCCCUGCACACCCCUGUACACACCCCCAACACCGCCCUGUCUCUGGGGGUGCUGACGCCCAUCCAGGAGACCAACUCGGAGGUGAGCUCUGUCAGCACCAUACAGGAGCAGCCCGAGUUAGCCGAACACAGCGAGAGGAGCACUCCACAGGCUGAGGUACAACAUGGCGUGACGGUGAACGUAGCAGAGCCAGAGGAAACAGUACAGGUUACCAUCACUGAGGCUGCCACAGCACCAGGUAUGGAUACAGACCAAAAGGAAACUCUGGACAAUUCAACAGAACAGGCCAUGGUGCAGGCUAUGGAAGGAGAAAAGGCCAUGGUACCAACUGUGGAAGGUGCAGAGGCCCCGUCCAAGACUUUAGAGGGUGAGGAGGCUACAAUGCAGCCCAUGGAGAUUGAGGAGGAGAAACAGCCGACACUGGACCAGGAGAUGGUGCUACAGUACAUGCUGGAUGCUCGCAGCACACCUCAGAGAGAACCACAGAGAGAAGGUGAAGAAGUGACGAGAAACGGCCAUGUUGUGGAUGAUGAAGUUGUUCGCCCUAAAUCCGACACAACCGCGAGCAGAACGAGGAAGAGUCGUGGGCAGUCUCGCAGCGGUUCCCUGGAGUCAUCCCACAGCGCGGGAUCCGUGCGCGGGGAACACAAACACAGGAGCAACAUCUCCUCCGGCAGCUGCCGAACGGUCGACUUCUUCUCCAGGCAGAGGACUGAACGACUCGGGUCUGUGCGGCUGCAGGUAUCCCAGGGUGCCCCUGGCUGGCAGGAUGCGGAGGAGGCCGGCUCGUACGCCCCCCUGCAGCAGCUCUACAAGUACGGCCGGCUCUGGGGGGCGUCACCGGAGGGGCGUCGCCUGGUCCCAGCCAGCAGUCAGCUGCUGCACAAGAACUUCAUGGAGCAGCUCAACCAGAUCUGGCAGGUUCUGUCAGACUGGGAGGACCACCAGAAGGCGGAGGUGCUGGUGGAGAUGAUUAAGGGUUCCAACGACGGGGAGGUCAGCUUCUUCGCACAGUGUCUGCUGCAGAGGUUGAAGGACCAGCUGGACAUCAACUGCCUGCCUGACCACCUGCUGCUGAGGAUCCUGGGACUGCUGCGGGCGGCGGACCUGGGGCGGGCGGCUCAGGUGUGCAGACGCUGGCAGUACCUGGUCGCACAGGACACCCUCUGGGUCAGGAAGUGCAGGGAACUAGGUACUCGGGAAGACCUGCCUGACAUCAUCGGGAUGGUUCAGAUGGCCAGUCUGGGGGACAGUGUGGACUGGAAACAGGCUUACCUGGAGCUGGUCUUCAUCGCCAACCAGGCCAGGGACAUGCAUGCUGAAAGUGACGAGGACUGGGAGGCAGAGCUACAGGAGCUGGAGUACAACCUCAGCAGGAAGGAGAGGAGAAGCCGCCAUGACAGGAGGUCCAGAAGAGGUACCUACUCCAGCAGCAGGAUGGAGGAAGGGAAGUACUCCCUGGCAUCACACAUAGAAGACCUGCAGGCCCGCCUGUCGUCCACCAUCCUGGAGGACAGUCAGGAGGUCAGUGGCUCUCGGUCCGCGGCCCUCACGCCGUCCCUGCUGACCACCGGCCACAGCCGCAGCGGCAGCAGACUGACCUCCAGGGCCCACCCCGAGGACAGGAGCACCAUCAUGGCUCCCGAGGAGGACAGCCCCGAGGCAGAGGUGGUGUGUAAGCCGCUACGCAGGCAGCUGCAGGGGAGGAGGAAGUCACAUGACCCGGGGGACGCAGCCAUGGACAUCAGGCACGAGCUCAAACAGCCGCAGGAGAAACUGGGCAAGUUCAUGACGGUGGCAGGUUUGCCUGCAUCAGACCAGAGCAGUAUGGUAUCCAUGACAGAGACACACAGCAGCAUCGUAGGAGCCGUCCAUGCCGUUAGGAAGGUCAGGAAGUUACAGGGUCACAUGGACAGUGUCCAGUGUCUGGCCUUGGACAAACGACGGCUGAUGACCGGGUCUAUGGACAGGACCGUGCGCGUGUGGGACAUCCGCAGUGGCCGCAGCAUCCGAAAGCUGUAUGGGCACAAGGGUGGUAUACGCUCCAUCCACUUCAACCAGACCAAGAUUUGCACAGGAUCCUGGGACAUGUCGAUCAUGGUGUGGGACAUUGUCCAGUUCGAGCGGCUGGCAGUUCUGACCGGUCACCGAGGCGCUGUGUCCUGUCUGCAGUGUAACCAGCACUUUCUGGUCUCCGGAUCACAUGACUCCACCAUGAUGGUGUGGUCGCUGGACAGCUUUGAGUGGCUGAACGUGAUCGAAGGACACACCCAGGCCGUCACGUGCCUGCAGCUGAUUGGACGCUGCGUCGUCAGUGGUUCCCUGGACAUGACACUUCGGCUGAGUGACAUUCACACCAGCGAAUGUUUGCAGCAGUACCAUGGUCACCAGGCACCUGUGUUGUGUCUGACCGUGCAGAAGAGACUCCUGCUGAGUGGGUCUGCGGACGGCGAGCUCCAUUUCUGGGACCUGUACACGGCCGAGCCCCUGGCCAUUAUACAGCCACAUGACGGACCGGUCAACUCAGUGGCCUUGGCAGGGCGGCGGUUUCUCACUGGAUCAAAUGAUGCGGUGAUAAAAGAGUGGGACCUGGUGACGCUUACAUGUCUACGCUCCCUCCACGGACACAAGGGACCCAUCCGGCAGGUGAAAACACUACUCCAUCAUGUAGUGAGCUGUAGCGAUGACGGUUUCAUCAGACUGUGGGACCUCACAAAAACCCUGGAAGACACAACAUAGCCUGCUGUCCGGGCCUGCUGUCCUGUUGGGACAUCUCCUCACAGCCAAACCACACCAUGUAAGGCAUCUCACAGCAGCUGCACGAUUAAGGAUCCAUUAAGACAUAAGCUAGCCUGCUCCUUAAACUGUCUUAAAUGUCUCAGUCUGAGAAACUGGAAUACUGAACAUAGAAGUCUAAAUGGCUAAGCCAUGAUCAUGAUUGAUAUGUCUCAAAUUCAUGAGAAAAUUUGUUUUAACUACUGUAUACGGGAUACUUCAGAGACAUAAAAACCAAGAGGCCUGCAUUCUGGUGGGAAAAAUUGUCUGGGAAGUUGAACUGCAGACCCCACAUUCACACCCUUCCCUGAGGAGAGGAAUUGGACAUGACAGAAGAUUUAAAGGACUCCAAAGUCUUGGAAUUCCACAGGAAGUGCAAUAUCCCUAUGGAUGAGUCCAACUCCUCUUCACUUCUUUGAUGUGGAGAGAACGUGAAAAAAGAUCUAAUCAUGAUGAGUUGUUAGAAAAGACCCAUAUUGUUAUGCUAUUUUGGGACCUCUUGAUCGAUUUUCUACGCAUUGUGAAUAAUAUAUUUUAAUUGUGUUGCUGUUGACUCACCCCUUGUUUGCCAUUGGUAUCUUCCAACACUACAGAAUUCUGUUUGUAGGGUAUUGGACAAAGCAGAUGGGUGUGGGAUAUAGUAACAUUUCCAAAAAAUAAUGUUACAAACGUAUGAGGUUUACUGAUGUUUCAUCUGAAGCAACAGGCCUCAACUGAGAUAUGAUUGUGGCUGGAAGAGACCAUUAUACUUAUGGGGGUAUCACUUGCAAUAUCAAAUUUAACUGCUGUAGAUCUAUAUGAAUUGAUUUUGAAAAUGUGAGACUUGAUCAUUGGUGAUUUCUGGUGCUUGAUUCAUGAAAUCUUUGAUGUUUUGGUUGUUCAUUAUAUAAAACUUUGCAUUGCUCUUAUUUUUGUACUUUCCUGCAUGUACACAUAUACAGAUAAUAUUAUUCUAUCAAAUUGAUGCUGUAUAUACACCAUUUCGUUGUCCAGAUAUUUUUGUUAACAAUAAAUGUAUUGUGCCACCUU